CGUAGCCACAGCCUUUUUCGACAGGGAGGAGGAUUACAGAAAACUGUGAGGCACAGUUUAUCACACACUGUCCGACCUCCGGGCGGACUCCAGUCUCUGCUGCGCGCUCUGCACUUUAGAAAAUGGAAAAUAAAAUAAACGGAAGGAUGAGCACCAUCAGUACUUCCAUCGCCGAUUCCACCGAUACAAGAGUAAGUGACUUGAUUGAAGCUGAUUUCAUUAAUACGAAAUUACAGAACGAGUCACAGUCUCUAACUUGCCUGUCCUCCACCGUGCGUAAUUUUGGAAACGCCGGCGCACCAUUCCACGGUCUGAAUUCAAGCGGCGAAGGUGCCGUUUUCAAAGACUGUGUCACACUCGAUGGUUCACUUGCUGGGAAACAUUUUUAUGAUCGUAGCAGUGAAUAUCUGAAGUGUGACGGUGUACCGUGGGAAGAAUUUUCAAAACUUCAGAGGACGAAUGUGGCCGAAAGUUUGCCAAAUGUCAGCCUCUCCUCAACAACCGGAGCGUGUAAGUUCAUCAAGGAUGAAAAGGAGCCUUCUGUGAUCAUGGACACCCGCUGUCCCAACUUUAUUCCAUCAUCAGAGAUACCUGCGCUCGACACCUGCUGUGACACCGACAGGAAGCAGCAACUGGGGCUCAGCGACGUGGAGUCGAGCAGCUUUACACCUGCCGCGACGUGUCCCCGACCGGGACUGGAGGGAUCUCCAAACUUUCUGAUCGACCUGAACCAGUCAGAGCAGCUGCCGGCGCUCAACCAGGUGAGGACUGACUCCAGGUACGCUUUGUCCGGGAAGGCUGUCAUCAACUUUGAUACCAACUUGCACGCAGCCCAGCAGGUGAUGAUGUACAAGAGCGAGCUUCCCCGUUGGCAGGUGCAGACCUCUCCAGCUGAGCCCCAGUACUGGUCCCAGUGCGCAGGGGUGACCAAGGACCCGUUCACACACAGCAGCUACGAUGGGAUCCAGACCCAGACCCUGAUUCAGAGGAACUCAUCACCUUUCUCCGCAUUCCCAGGUAUGCCACCUCAGAGACAGUGUGUGAUCUGCGGCGAUGAGGCAUCUGGAUGCCACUAUGGAGUCCUAACCUGUGGGAGCUGUAAAGUCUUUUUUAAAAGAGCCGUCGAAGGCCAUCAUAACUAUCUCUGCGCCGGGCGAAAUGACUGCAUUGUGGACAAAAUUCGGAGGAAAAAUUGCCCCGCAUGUCGCCUCCGAAAGUGCUAUCAAGCUGGGAUGAUGCUUGGAGGCAGGAAGCUGAAGCGUUUUGGAGCCUUGAAAGCCUUGGGUUUGGCCCCAUCCCUGAUGUUCCAGUCCCACUUGGCCAUGUCCAGCGACAAUCAGGCCUUGACGACCAUGUCUUGCAUACCAGGCAUCCGCGAGGUGCACCUCUCCCAGACGAUCCUCAAUAUCCUGGAAAACAUUGAACCCGAGACCGUGUACUCUGGUUAUGACGCUUCCCAGGCUGAUGCCCCACAUAUUCUGCUCAGCAGCCUCAACAGGCUGUGUGAGAAACAGCUGCUGUGGAUCGUCAAGUGGUCCAAGUCUCUGCCAGGGUUUCGUAACCUUCACAUCAAUGAUCAGAUGACCCUGAUCCAGUACUCAUGGAUGAACCUGAUGGUGUUCUCUCUGGGCUGGCGCUCCUUCCAGAAUGUCACCAGUGAAUAUUUAUACUUUGCGCCUGAUCUGGUUCUCAGUCAGGAUCAAAUGAGGAGAUCUCCCAUUUACGACCUCUGCCUGGCGAUACAGUUCAUCCCUCAGGAGUUUGCCAAUCUCCAAGUUACCCGCGAGGAGUUUCUCUGCAUGAAAGCCAUAAUAUUACUCAACACAGUGCCUCUCGAGGGACUCAAAAGUCAGGCCGCAUUUGAAGAAAUGAGACAAAGCUACAUCCGGGAGCUGACCAAGGCUAUCCACAUGAAGGAGAAGGGCUUGGUGGCCAGCUCACAGCGAUUCUACCACCUCACCAAACUGAUGGAUGCCAUGCACGAUAUAGUGAAAAAGGUCAACCUGUUCUGUCUGAGCACCUUCAUCCAGGCAGACGCCAUGAAAGUGGAGUUUCCAGAGAUGAUGUCAGAGGUCAUUGCCUCCCAGCUUCCCAAGGUCCUGGCAGGCAUGGUGAGGCCCCUCAUAUUCCACGCCAAGUGAUGAUUUCAGCACGGACAUCUUGUGACUGGAUCAUUCAGCCCACAAUUACUGGAUUCUUUAUAGCCUUCACGAUUAUAGUCAGUCAUCUUUACUUUAAAAUUGCCUCAAAUGCUUUUAAGCCCUUGUACUUUAUGAGGUGAAACAGAAGAACAUGUUCCUUAAAAAUGCAUUUUUUAGUACAAAUCUAUCUUGAGUCUCAUAAAGUCAGAGGCAUCAAUCAAUAAAGCUCCACCGUAUAGUUCUGUUGAUUGAUGGUACUUGCUCGCUGAUAUACAGAGGGUUUUGACAACCAUUCGAGAUACUGAUAUUUUUGUACUGACGCUGCAUAAAAGAAGACAGUACUGACAAAACGUUAAAAUAUUCAGCGUUCUCGCCAACAUUUUAUUUGUAAUGAAAGUGAAAUGCAGGAGACACUGAAACCUGCUGCUUAAACUAAUGAAAUUGUUUAGGGAUGGUAGCAGCGUGACUCACUGCAUCUACUUCAAGGGAGGAGAAACUGGGAAGAUAACUAUCUGUAAAGUAUUUAAUAAUAAUAACAAAUUUUGCAACAAAUAGCAAAUUAUUGUCAUCUUAAGUUAAUUAGAAAUGAGUCAGUUAGAACACAUAAUUCUGCCAAGACCACCAUGCCCCCAAUGAGUUAUUUUCAUAAUAGAAUGUACUGAAAGAUUUUAAUCUACAGCUGAAUGGGCAUCAAAAUACACCCAGUUAUAGACAUUAAUGUGAAGCAUGUGACAGAUUCGAAGAGAGUGUAGUUCAUUAACAUAGACAAAGUUUUUAAAAGUGCCAAAUUUUACAAAUAAACCAUUUAAAGGAGCAGUGUGUAGGAUUUAGCGGCAUCUAGCGGUGAGGACUGCAGAUAGCAACCAGCUGAAACUUCUCCCAUGUGUCAAGCGUGAACUCCUGGUUUGAAUUUGUCCAUUUGUCCAUUCUGGGCUAUUGUCAAAGGUGCAACAUGGAUGAAGCUAUUUCAUUUCUGCAAAUAUAUCCCCCUGAAGCGGGAUUUAUACUUGUGCGUCAGCUCUGUGUAGAGAGCUAUAAUCUACGCACGUGGCCUAAACCGUUACACCUCGAAAACACUAGUCAGUGUGGCAUUUCUGUGAAAUGCUGUAAACUUUAGUUGAUUUAAAACACACCCAAAAUACAAAUUAAACAUAGCUUAAAAGUGACAAGUACGCAAAUCAGCUUCACUGUAACUCGCAGCAUUCACAGACAAAGUAUUUGUCUUUUGCUGGACACAUUUUCUACACAAAAACAACAUGCUAAUGUUUUUACCACAAGCCUAAGGCAUUUUACAUUGUAUAAAUUAGCCUAGUGGCUAGUGGACUUUUCCUCUACUCAAAUAAAGACAGGGACAGCAGCAACAUUUAACAAAGGUAAUGUUACAAAAUUCGGUUUCAUUACAACGCACAACAACGUUCACUGUCAAAACAAUUGUCUAUAGUAUAGUAACAUUCCUGGGGAGGUGCACGUCAGGCUACAUGCUGGACCUUUAAAAACGUCUGCAUCAGCAUGUCAGUAAACCCUGAUCUUUUUCUUCUUUGCACAUGGUAUUACUGUAACUUUCAUGCAACUGACAUCAGUUAAUAUGUUUUUGACUUGUACACUUACCAAACAAACAAAAACACUUUGACCAAAAAUAACUUUUCUGGUAUACGUAGUAAAAAAUAUUGUGCAAUUAAAACAAAUUGUCAUGUAGCUAUGGAUAGGAAGAAACCGACAUCAUACUAGAAGCUUUUUUCAGUGAAAAACACAACUGUAGGGACACAAAGACAACUGUAUUUACCCUCCAACACUUUAUGCACUGACAGUACAUUCUCAAUAUUCAGUCUGUUUUGCGUGUCCAAUCAAGUUUAUGGCUGCGGCGAUCUUAAGUUAUACUCAUCAACAGUGACAAAAGUGUUGGACCACAGGUCUAAUAAAUCACGCUGUUUAUUUAAAGACAUAUUUACGCACCAUCAAGACACAGUAGAUGAUUGCAAGGAAACAAGCUUGCCAUAUAAAAAAAAAGGAUGCCAAAUGUUACAUAUUUAGGAUAUGAAUAUCAUUUCCUCUGCUAAGUCAGACGGUAAGGGAGUGUUAGUCCAGCAUCAGUGUCCAAGGCCAUCUCGCAUUCUUAAAGAUGUAAAUGGAAAAGAACGCCCUGAUCUUGGCAAGUAUACAAGAUCUCAAAUACCUUUUAAAAUACAUUUUCGGUCACAAGAGAAAGUCUGUUCAGUCUGUAAUAUCUGAGGAGCUAAAGUGUUGUUGAUUAUUUUCUUUCUUUGAUCUUUUUCUGAAAUAUUAUCACUGAAGUUAACCUUUUAAAUAAUGAUGGACUUUGUACUUUGGAAAUGUUGUGACAGUACUAGAAAAUUAAAUAUUAAAUGGUAUCUUUAACAUAAUAUAAUCUGAUACAUGUCUAGUUAUUAUUACCGGUACACCAGUGUACCAGAGAGUACAGUUCCAACAGAGGCAUGAAAGGUGAAAGCUCCACCUCAUGAACAUUUCAUGACAUUAUAAAAACACAUUUUUACAUACUGCAUAUAUUUGGUGUGAUAAUUUAUAGUAAUACACAGUUAGAUGAAGUGAAUAUUUUUGAUUAGCGACGACAGAAGAACUCAUGAGCAGUAAUGUACAGUACAGUACCGUGUAGCUAACCAGAAAGUGCGCUGCAGCAGUGAGCAGGUUCAGUGGAUGAACAAUGAUCACAGGCCAUAAACAUGAAAGAUAAGGUGCAAAACCAUUAUGCUUUUUCUUUUAAAUUCUAAUAGAUUAGUAUUGUUAUUUUAAAUCACAGUUUGUUCUAUUACAGCUAGCAGAAAAUGUUUAUGAAACUACAGGUUUCCUUUAAUGAAAGGCAAGUGUUGAUUGAAUAGGAAGUUAAAAAAAAGAUAAUAUAUUUCUGAGAAUAAAACUUGUGAAAUUGGAUGUGAUUGUUUUUGUGUUUCUGUAGGAUAAUACUGGGACUAAAAACAUCAGUGCAGUUGAUGGGUAAUAUAUUUACAUCUAACAAUAAUAUCAUAAUACCCAUUUCUUCUUAAAGGAACUCCGAACCAACAAAAUUACCAUUUGUGAAUCAGUCAUGCCACGGUCCCUUGAAUUCGUAAAGAAAACUUCGUUUUUCUUGCACAAGCACUGAGCAUACAACUGGUUAAAUGACACUUGGAUUAGGCCGCACUGCACAAGUUAUGUGUGAGUUUGUAAACAGAUGUUUUGAUAUAGUUUUGCUGAGGCCUGCACUACGAAGCCAGUUCAACUUACCCAGGAUAUCUUUUGG
Molecule: messenger RNA, 5397 nt
Organism: Epinephelus lanceolatus (giant grouper)
Lineage: Eukaryota; Metazoa; Chordata; Actinopteri; Perciformes; Serranidae
Gene: pgr
Product: progesterone receptor
Biological process (GO): regulation of DNA-templated transcription
Molecular function (GO): DNA-binding transcription factor activity; zinc ion binding; sequence-specific DNA binding
Source: RefSeq, a predicted model, not a curated record